Molecule: messenger RNA, 999 nt
Organism: Cyclocybe aegerita
Lineage: Eukaryota; Fungi; Basidiomycota; Agaricomycetes; Agaricales; Hemipholiotaceae
Source: the annotation of a GenBank genome assembly
AUGGCGUUAAGUCUUUUGCCAGAUGACACACUAGGAGCAGCCGUCAUCGGGUUCUUCGUGUCUUGCGCGGUUUUUGGGAUAUUCACCACGCAGGUGUUCACCUACUUUCGACGAUACUUUGAGGAUAGGCUUAUCUACAAACUAUUGGUCGGAGGACUGUGGUCGAUCGAGCUUCUCGACCAGAUAUUUAUCGGAUAUUCACUGUAUUUCUACACCGUCACACAUUUCGGAGACCCGACAGUUCUACUGGGAGAUGUUAUUUGGACACUGGUCAUGCAACUUGUUCUCGGAUGCCUUGUCGGUACCAUUGUCAAAUGCUGCUUCGCCAUGCGAGUGUGGAGAUUUAGCAAGAGGAACAUCUACAUCACGGGCGGACUGGUUUUUCUGAUCCUCGGCCAGUUCGGAAUCGCCCUUGUAUAUUGCAUCAAAGGAUUUGAGUUCAGAAAGUUAACCAGCAUUCACAAGCUGCGGCUCAUCGCGAGUCUGUCGCUCGGCACGGGCGUGGUCACCGAUUUCACCAUUGCCGCCGCGCUGUGCUAUUUCCUGCGCAAGCUUAAGACAGGAUUUCGCAAGUCGGACACCCUCGUGAACACGCUGUCGAUUUAUGCCAUCAAUACGGGCGUGCUGACUGCCACGAUUUGUCUGGUGACGCUCAUCUUGUACAACACCCGCCCAGACACCUUCUACUUCAUGGCGCCCUACUUCACGCUGGGAAAACUCUACGCUAUCUCGUUUUUGGCGACGCUGAACACCCGAAAAGUUAUCCGUGGCCGGGGAACGGAUCGCGAAGGGUCUUCUACUGGCAACACCAGCGGCGCCCGGAACACCUUCUUCAUGGUUACGAACAGCGGACGGACGCCGCGAGUUCCCGAAUAUUAUUCCCAGCAGCAGAAGAGCAUGGAAGUGGGCGUGCACCAAGAAGUGUCUAUCAUCACAGAUGCCGAUGAAGUUGAUUCACCAAGGUCGCUCUCGCAGCCAAAAGUCCUUUCUCCAGUCUGA